This is a messenger RNA of Python bivittatus (Burmese python), 4191 nucleotides long. The record is from RefSeq and is a predicted model, not a curated record. NCBI's taxonomy places the organism in Eukaryota, Metazoa, Chordata, Lepidosauria, Squamata, Pythonidae.
GCGAUGGAUGGGGGUUAUGCCGCUGAGGGGUCUCCCCCGAUCGAGCUGACGCCGCUCAUCCGGAAACUUCGUCAUGAGCUGUCUGAAAUUAGAGAAAGAGCACUUAAGAAUAUUUUAUGUAAAUUAAAUCAUAAUUUGAUUACGUAUGAUGAUCUGGUUCAAGAAAAGCUACUAUUUCUCAGUCUUUUGGAAUGGUUCAACUUUCCUGUAGUACCAAUGAAGGAAGAAGUUUUGAACUUAGUGACCAACUUGUUAAAGCAUCCUUUUGUUGUGGAACAAUUGGUUGGGAUUGGGGCAGUGGAGUUCUUCUCUCAGCUUCGUCCCAACGUGGACUCCAAUCUACAAGCUGUGAUUGAUGGGAUUCUUGAUGGGCUGUUUGUGCUACCUUCAGACAUUACCUUGGAUUAUCAGGCAAAGCAUUGUCAAGAUCAACCAGAAGCUAAUCCGGUAAUUCGCAAAGAACCUCAUGCUGGAUAUUUUCAUCAAAGGAAGAAACAUUCAUCAGAGUCAGAAACACCGCCUAAACAGCCAGCUGUGAAACAUGUAGUGAAAUGUCUGAAGUUUUCUACAUUUCCUUGGCUAUCCCUGACAACAACAGAUAGACAUGUUCUUUCAUCAAAUGAAAGCUCACUGAGAAGCAAAAAUUCCAAGUUAAUUUGGAAUACUUGUGAGCUUCUGCGAGAUGUUAUCAUGCAAGACUUUCCUGCUGAGAUCUUUUUACAGAGACCAAAGAUUGUUCAGAGCCUUCUGUGUCUAACAGCACUAGCUCUUGCAAAAGAUGGACAACACCAUUUGGCAUUGCAGGCAAUCUUAUGUCUACAGCAACUUUGUGUUUUCUUAAGGAACAGACUGAACUUCCAUAGAGAUCCAGGUUUUGUCUCAAGUGAAACAGGUACCAUUUCCCAGAAUUCUUCAGUGUCAUACUACCAAGAGGCCCGAAGACUUGCUCAUUCUCAGAAUCCAUCUCCUGGAAGUAGCAGCCCUCGACCUUCUGUGAUAGGACGUAUAGGCCAACGUCCGAGAGGUGAUGGUCAGGAUUGGGAUGCAGAAUCUUCCAGUAGAAGCAGUUCUCAUGGUAAUGUAACUUCUGGAAUAUCUAAUCCAUCACCUUUGGAUAUAGGUCAGAUUGACCUGCCAGAACUGGAAAAUGAGGACACUUUGGAGUUACAGUUUCAACAAUUUAGUCUUCCUCAGUUCUGUGUUGCCAUUUUGGAACAUGCUGUGCCUCUUCUUAGAACAGGUAGUAGUAGAAUGACCAUACAAGUGUUGGAAUUGGUUGCUGAAGAUCUGCUACUUAUUGUUGAUGCUGUGUCUGAAGAUGUUUGGGAAGACAACAGUCUCUUUGGUCUAGAAAUUAAAGAAAAACUGCUUGGAAUCCUAGAUUCAUUAGGGGAAAUCAUGAGCUAUCACAAAAGUAAUACCAGCUUAGAAAAACCCGAGCUUGCCGUAGCGCACCACAGGAUGGCAUUUGUUAGUGUUUCGCUUUUCACAGUUCGACUCCUGCAAGCACUCCUCCCUGUAGAGAAGGCCACUGGUGUUUUACCUGAGACUUUGGUGACAGCUUUGUUUGUCCUUUCUGUGGACAUGCCAUUUUCCUUGGAAUAUCCAAGUAUACAUGAAUCAGUCACAGCUUAUUUGGAACACAUGAAUUCAGAAAACUACAGUAUUUAUAAACAAGCUGCAGAAGCUGCCUAUUCAAUUGAGUGUUCUUGUAAUUUUAUGCUGGAUAUCCACAAGGAGGGCGAAAAAAAUCUUCUUGAUUUACUUGAACUGGCAGAACAAGCCAUAAAAAGUCUUCCGUACCAUCAGUAUUUUGUUCUACUUAAGGAAUUCAUCAACAUUUGCUCAGAUAUCUGGAAGCUUGCUCAAGCUGGCCCACUGCUGCAAGCUGGGAGUCAGAAGGUUCUUCUCCAUCUGUUGUCGCAUCCUGUGCCAAAUAUUAGAACAGAAGCCUAUCGCUGCUGCCUUGAAAUUGUUAAGAAAUGUUUAGGCAUUCAUAAUGCUGUAAAGUCUGUUUCUUCAGUCAGCUAUGGUGUACAUUUUCUGCUUCAUCCCAAAGUUCUUUAUGAAAUCUGCACUUUUGGUCUUCAGGAUUCCCAACAUGAGGUAUGCUCAGCUGCCACAGCUAUACUGAUGUAUCUUCUUCAAGGCCGAUUGAUGAUGGCAGCAGAGACCUGGAACAAGUUUAUUGAAACCCUCUAUCCUGUUGUUCCAAUUCUUCAGGGUUAUGCAAACACAGAAGAACCUCUAGGUAACUGCAUUCUCACACUGAGUGAAACAACUACUGAAAAUGAAGGUAUUCUGCCAAGAACUACUAGGCUAAGAGCUUCUCUUCGUCUUCUCUUCUCAAAAAAACCAUUAGUUCGUUCUGUGGCACUCAAACAGUUAAUGAUUCACCUUGUGGAAGAAGAAGAGGCCCAUCUGAAGCGCCCACUGUUGCAUGGCAGCAUUCUUUCAAGUAUUUCUAACGUCUUUAUUGUGGAAAAGCCUAUUGAACUCAAGCUGGAUGAUACAAGAGAGUCUGUUUUUAAGGCUGAGACCAUUGAAAAAUUGUACAAUAUCUUUAUAUCGGACACCAUUGAUCUGAGUUUGAAGAAGUCAGCAGCUGAGCAAUUAGUCAUAAUCAUGCAAGAUUCCAAAAUGCAUGCAAUUAUCAAAAAUAUGGGUGCAAUAGACAGAAUUCUUGUUUACCUUACUGAGUGUGUUGCUCAAGAUGGCAAGAUCAUGGACUGUAUGAUGUUGCCAUGUCUUGCACUUUUGCGGAAACUUCUUUCUGCUGAUCCAGUCAAACGACUGUCAUUGGCUUACCGGCCUUCUGUCUUGCUUGUGUUAUUUAGAGUUGCGUUGAUAUUCCAAGAUCAUGGUGCUAUCACGAGUGAAACAGCAAUGUUACUUUGUCUACUACUUUUUGAUGAAGCAGCAAGGAAAGAGAUGUGGGCUGAUACUGUUUCCUGUGAUUCGUCCAGCAUUUCCCACUUCACCUUGCCUGUUGCUGUUGUAAGGAGGUAUCAUCUUCCUAUCAAAGUCUCUGCACAUCAUGCUGUCAGUCCUAAUUCAGUGGUGUUACCAUUUUCUUGUGAACUCUGGGCCUCAAAACAUGUGUCAGACAUGCUAAAAAUGGCUUGGAACUUGUCUUGGUUCCAUGGAGCAGAUAAUUUAUUUGCACUCACCAGUUAUGAGACAGCAGCUGAACAAUUUUCCAACACAUUAAAGCUCUCUUCAGAAGAUAUUAUUAUCCUGAAGCUAACAUGUGCAACCUUCGGUCUUCAGGAUUGUCUUAAUGCCAUCAUUCAAGCAGCAUCCCACAGGGAAGUUAGGGCUGCUGUCACAAGAAUGAAUUUUUAUAUUCUGAAUGAUAGGCUGGCAUUAAUGUGCAGCAGUAGUCCUUGUGGAGCCACUUUCAAGUCCUUGGCUUGGCAAACAGCAUUAAGCAGGUUUCUUCAGGUGCUUCCAGCUUCUUCAGAGGAUGAAAAACUUUUGGCUGAUGUCAUAUGUUUUUUAAACAAGUUUCUGAAGGAACAGAAGAAUAUUUCAGAGGUUGAACACAUAAAAUGGAUCCUGGACAUAGUCCUGAAGCAUAAUCCAAAAUCUCUACUAGAUCUUGUGGUACAGCCAGAAUCUCAGGCACAAGAUGAAGUUGAUGACCUAAAGACUGCUGUAAGACAACAACUGCAGAAAGAAUUGAUUGCUUUCUUUAAUACACUUCUGCUCAGGUUCAUGUCUCUUACUGACAGGAAAGACUUAGAACUUACUGGAUAUUUCCGAACAGAACUAGCCUUGAAACUUCUGCAGUAUUUGCCAGUAACAGAUGCCCCUCAUUUCUAUGGAUUACCUUCCUUGGAAAGAACACUAAGUGGUAUGGUUCAUGUCACUGCACUCCCAGGCUGGAGUUCAUACUCUGUCACAAUGGAUCCAUUCACAAUUUGCAAGAAAUACUUAGCUGGGCUUCUUGAGGUCAUCUCAUCUUUUUAUGUUGAAUGGGGAGGCCAUGCCAUGUCUUUCAUGGGGAAAGGAGUUACCAAGAGUGCUGUUCUUUGUUUGCUUCACUUGUCCCAUGAAAUGAGCGUUCAGGCUCUAGAUGGGGACUGGGUUUCUCUCUGGUACUUGCCAUAUGAUAACCGUGAAGAACAAGCUCAGUUUCGACAAGGCUUAGCAUGGCUUAUUCCAUUAUGGGUAGAUAGAGACCCUGAG